Ostrinia furnacalis (Asian corn borer) is the source of this 1693-nucleotide messenger RNA. It is a transcript of the gene Gnpnat, whose product is annotated as glucosamine 6-phosphate N-acetyltransferase. Lineage: Eukaryota; Metazoa; Arthropoda; Insecta; Lepidoptera; Crambidae. The record is from RefSeq and is a predicted model, not a curated record. Gene Ontology annotation, molecular function: glucosamine 6-phosphate N-acetyltransferase activity. Bases 229 to 825 code for a protein of 198 amino acids. The transcript is spliced from 6 exons.
GUCUUUCACUGUGUCUUUCACUUUCGCUUUUCCAUUUUUUUUUCGAGUUCUUCUUGAUAACAGAUGUUCUUGAUUGAAUACCUACCACGUAUGCGUAGUAGAUUCUACGUGUUUUUGUUAAUUUAGAUAACCCGGAUAUUUCCAAAAUACAAGUGUGUUAAAAGUUCCCAUGAUAUAAUGUAAUUAUUUUAUUUAAAAGUUAAACCUGACAAUAAAUUAACUGAAAAAAUGGGAAUGGAUAAACUAAGUUUAAAUGGGGAGGGAAAAUCAGAGUAUCUCUAUGCCCCUGAGAUACUCAAAAGGCUGGACUUUAACAAAAGCCCAGCGAUAUUCAAACCGAAGAUCAGUGCAGCACAGCCCGGUGAAGACUGGAUGGUUGUGAGGCCGCUGCAACGCUUAGAUUAUGAUAAAGGCUUCCUGCAGCUGCUGGGACAGCUUACUAGCGUUGGAAAUGUGUCAAGAAAACAGUUUGAUGACCGGUUUACUCAAAUGAAAGUAUCUGGAGGUUACUAUGUAACCGUCAUAGAAGAUACCCGCAUUUCCAAAAUUAUCGGCGCUGCUACGCUUACCAUUGAGCAAAAGUUCAUACACAACUGUUCUUAUCGUGGGCGGCUGGAAGAUGUGGUUGUUAACGAUACGUAUCGCGGGAAACAACUUGGAAAGCUGAUUGUGGUGACUGUAUCCCUGCUGGCGCAGGAGCUUGGCUGCUACAAGAUGUCUCUGGACUGCAAAGACAAGCUGAUAAAGUUCUACGAGACCCUCGGCUACAAGAUGGAGCCAGGCAACUCUAACGCCAUGAAUAUGAGAUUCGAUGAUCCAUCCUGACAAUUAGCCGCUGGGACGUCCGACCUGCGCUCCAAACUGUAAGUACGAUACAGCGGCCGAGCAGACUUCGCAGCAUUCGCCACGCCACGCCUCAUCGCCACCCCUCAGACGGCGCCAAGUGCGACUUUGAACCUUGUUACAUUGAAAAUAAACGUUACUGUUUUCUUAGGACCAUUAGGUUUUGUAAAGCGGGAGCUAUGCCUGAUACUUAGCCGAGGUUUGGAGUCUCUUAUGUUAAGAAGACAGGAGUAGAUUUACUAAACCGACCCGACCCGUCUAACUUAAUUACCGACUCGCGGAUGACUUAAUUCUCGAUUGCCCUUGAAGUAUUUCUUUCUGUUUCUAUGAAACCAAAGUAAAUACGAACGAGGAUUCCUGUCUACCUAGAGAGACAGACCGGUGUUUGAUGGGUCUGGAAGGUAACAUGAUCUUUAGAAACGACACUCGGUUAAAUAUCAGGCUUAAAAGAUACCGCGAGUACUCGUACUAUACAGAUUAAUUAAAGUUGUAAAAAUAUUCAACAUAAAAUGUGUUAUUUGAUAUUUGUUGCCUCAUAAAUAUUGUAUUUCUUCCUAGUUGUUGUGAUUUCUGCUUGGUUGGUAUGCUACAGUUGCAGGGUCAAUUUGCCUAUCCAUCAAAAAUGAGUGAUCAACUUUAUAUUAAUUUGACUGCCAUAUUUGAUGGGGUUGUAAAUUGAUUAUGGGUGUCCUAGCACAUAAUGUGUUGAUUAGAUGAUAGUUUAUUUUUGUAUUGCUAAUAACAUUUUUUUGUUGCUUGAUUUGUUUAUUUUGUAUAUGUGAUUAAUUUUGUCAUUGAACUAACAUAUUUUUUUACAUUUCAUUGCCGCAUUAAAACAUGUAUUUGCUUA